Molecule: messenger RNA, 4485 nt
Organism: Otolemur garnettii (small-eared galago)
Lineage: Eukaryota; Metazoa; Chordata; Mammalia; Primates; Galagidae
Gene: MORC3
Product: MORC family CW-type zinc finger 3
Exons: 17
Coding region: 218-3163 (981 amino acids)
Cellular component (GO): PML body; nucleus
Molecular function (GO): ATP hydrolysis activity; zinc ion binding
Source: RefSeq, a predicted model, not a curated record
CAACGGACUUAACAACUGGCUUCAAACUUGGAUCCCCGAGGCUGGGGCCCCAACGAGGUGUCCGCUAAAAAAACGCGACCGCAGCGCCUAACGCAUGCGCUCUAGCCCCGCAGGACCCCACUCUCCAAGCCGAGCUCCCAGUGUACUCCGCGAGUAGCUGCUCCGCAAUUUACUUUCCCCUAACUCCCAAUUCGGCUUCGCCUGGAGGCGGAAGUUGAUGGGAGGGGCCAACGUUGCGGCCCGCCCCGGAAGUGGGCGGGCCCGCGGGCCCCACAGUUACUCCGCCACCUGCCAGUCGGGUUGCGGCCGAUGCCGCUCCUGGCUUUGUAGCUUGCUCAAGAUGGCGGCGCAGCCACCCAGCGGGAUCCGCCUCAGCGCGCUUUGCCCGAAGUUUUUACAUACAAAUUCUACUAGUCACACUUGGCCAUUCAGUGCAGUUGCUGAAUUAAUAGAUAAUGCUUAUGAUCCUGAUGUGAAUGCUAAACAGAUAUGGAUUGACAAAACAGUGAUAAAUAACCACAUAUGCUUGACAUUCACUGAUAAUGGGAAUGGUAUGACUUCAGAUAAAUUACAUAAAAUGCUGAGCUUUGGCUUCAGUGACAAAGUCACCAUGAAUGGUCAUGUCCCAGUUGGAUUGUAUGGGAAUGGCUUCAAGUCAGGUUCUAUGCGUUUGGGUAAAGAUGCGAUUGUUUUUACCAAAAAUGGAGAAAGCAUGAGUGUGGGCUUCUUGUCUCAAACCUACUUGGAAAUUAUAAAAGCAGAACACGUUGUCGUCCCAAUAGUGGCAUUCAACAAGCACCGACAGAUGAUUAAUUUAUCAGAAUCAAAAGCCAGUCUUGCUGCAAUUCUGGAGCAUUCUCUGUUUUCUACGGAACAGGAGUUACUGGCAGAACUUGAUGCUAUUAUGGGUAAGAAGGGGACAAGAAUCAUCAUUUGGAACCUUAGAAGCUACAAAAAUUCAACAGAGUUCGACUUUGAAAAGGAUAAAUAUGACAUCAGAAUUCCUGAGGAUUUAGAUGAGACAACAGGGAAGAAAGGGUACAAGAAGCAAGAAAGGAUGGACCAAAUUGCCCCUGAGAGUGACUAUUCCCUGCGGGCUUACUGCAGUAUAUUAUACUUAAAGCCAAGAAUGCAGAUCAUCUUACGCGGACAGAAGGUGAAGACACAACUAGUUUCGAAGAGUCUCGCCUACAUUGAGCGGGAUGUUUACCGACCCAAAUUUUUAACUAAAACAGUGAGAAUUACUUUUGGAUUCAACUGCAGAAACAAAGAUCAUUAUGGAAUAAUGAUGUAUCACAAAAAUAGACUCAUCAAAGCCUAUGAAAAAGUUGGAUGUCAGUUGAGGGCCAACAACAUGGGUGUUGGAGUAGUUGGAAUUAUAGAAUGUAAUUUCCUUAAGCCAACUCAUAAUAAACAAGAUUUCGACUAUACUAAUGAGUACAGGCUUACAAUAGCAGCACUGGGAGAAAAGCUGAAUGAUUACUGGAAUGAAAUGAAGGUGAAGAAAAAUGCAGAGUAUCCUCUAAAUUUGCCAGUUGAAGAUAUACAGAAACGUCCUGAUCAGACAUGGGUUCAGUGUGAUUCCUGUCUAAAAUGGCGAAAAUUACCAGAUGGGAUAGAUCAACUUCCAGAAAAAUGGUAUUGCUCCAAUAACCCUGACCCACAGUUCAGAAAUUGUGAGGUUCCAGAAGAACCCGAAGAUGAGGAUUUGGUGCAUCCCACUUAUGAAAAAACCUACAAAAAGAACAAUAAGGAAAAAUUCAGGAUCAGACCACCAGAAGUGAUAACUCGGAUUAAUUCUGAACUGUUGUUUCGGACAACACCUGUUGUAAAUCAAAGCUUUUCUACUGUGAAGGAAAGUGUUCCAAGAGGACAUCUUCCAGAAGUGGCAAACUCUUUCACAACAAGACUUUUAAAUAAUCAUCAAGUUUCCCCUCAGUCUGAACCUGAGAGCAACAGCCUGAAACGGAGACUUUCUACUCGUUCCUCAAUUUUGAAUGUGAAGAAUCGGAGAUUGAGUAAUCAAGCAUUUGAAAAUUCAGUUUAUAAAGAUGAUGAUGAUGAUGAGGAUGUCAUCAUCUUAGAAGAAAACAGUACUCCCAAACCGAUAAUAGAUCAUGAUGUUGAAGUGAAGGCGGAACAGAGUCACAUUGAGCAAAGUAAUGUUCAGGUGGAGUUUGUGGCUGAUAAUGAACCUUGUGGCCAGACUAGUUCAACAAGCACCUCAUCAUCCAAGUGUGAUCAAGGAAAUACUGCAGCCACUCAGACUGAAGUACCAAGUUUAGUUGUUAAAAAGGAAGAAACUAUUGAAGAUGAGAUAGAUACAAGAAAUGAUACAGUAAUGCUGCCCUCCUGUGUGGAAGCUGAAGCAAAGGUACAUGAAAGCCAAGAAACCUUUGAUAAAUCUGCAGAUGACCCUGGCUGCCAAUUGCAAGAACUAAGAAAUGAACUCCUUCUCGUUACCCAAGAAAAAGAAAAUUAUAAAAGACAGUGUCACAUGUUUACUGACCAAAUCAAUGUAUUACAACAGAGGAUAGUAGAAAUGAAUGACAAAUAUGUGAAAAAGGAAACUUGUCAUCAAUCUACUGAGACUGAUGCUGUAUUUUUACUUGAAAGUAUUAAUGGCCAGUCUGAAAGUCCAGACCAUAUGGUAUAUCAGUAUCAGCAAGCUUUGGAAGAAAUAGAAAGGCUGAAAAAACAGUGCAGCUCAUUGCAGCAUGUGAAGGCUGAGUGCAGUCAGUGUUCCAGCAGUGAGAGUAAAAGUGAAAUGGAUGAAAUGGCGGUGCAGCUUGACGAUGUAUUUAGACAACUGGACAAAUGCAGUAUUGAGAGGGACCAGUAUAAAAGUGAGGUUGAAUUACUGGAAAUGGAAAAAACACAAAUUCGUUCACAGUGUGAAGAACUCAAAACACAAAUUGAACAAUUAAAAUCUACAAGUCAGCAGAUAGCAACAGAUGUUUCUACUUCAAGUAACGUUGAAGAAUCUGUAAAUUAUAUGGAUGGGGAAAGCCUCAAACUUCGAUCUCUUCGAGUUAAUGUAGGACAGCUGCUGGCUAUGAUUGUGCCUGAUCUUGAUCUCCAGCAAGUGAACUAUGAUGUUGAUGUAGUUGAUGAGAUUUUAGGACAAGUUGUCGAACAAAUGAGCGAAAUCAGUAGUACUUAAGGUUUAUUUCAUGUAAGAUGAUAAAAUAUUUGCUCAAUUCUUUUGAUCGUACAGCUUUCAAAAUGUAAACAGUUUAUUUUGUAAAUAUGAUAGGUAACAGACUGAAGAACCAUAAUCUGCUGUAUUCUAUGCAUUCAGAUGUGGACACAGAUAUUGUGGACACAUUAUCAUACCUUUUGAAAUACCUGUGAAUUGUUACUAUUGAGCUAACUCAUGAUUCUGUUUUGAAUGUAAAUAUUUGUAACUAAGUCUGCAUAUAUUUUUUUAUUGCCCUAGGGUACCUAAGUGUUUUUCACCAAGAGCUUUUCAGGUUACCCCUAAGCUUUGUGCAGUUUUUUCUGGUACUCUAAAGUGUAUUUUUCUCUAAAUCGAGGGCUGUGCCAUAAUACAAAUGGAAAUGUUACCUCUGGUUUUCUUAUAAAGGGGUUUAAAUAGGAUUUUAAAAUGAUGUAAUAACACUCGUGAUAAGGCUCUGGUUGUAAGUGAAUUGAGCAUUAAUUUUCUUUGCUAUAAAAUUUUAUCUUCUGAAGUAUCUUAUUCAUGAAAAUAAGAUAGGCAAAAACCAACUCCAUUUUGCCAGGAUUUUCUUGUGCUGAGAUUGCCAAUCAUGGUUAACACAGUGUUUUUAUAGAACAAAGAAAUGAUCUUUAAUAUAAAAUACUGAAAAUAUUAAACCACCAAGUUUAUUUUGAAGCCCAUUUUUGGCUGUUUACUCAGCAUGAAGUGGGUACGGUAAUUAUUCAAUAUUUCUUUUUGCGAAAUUUCCUGUACAGCCUUUUGUAGGAUUACUACAGGUUAAUGUGAGGUGAGGAAGACAAUCUUUCUCAAAUAAUACUGCAUACCUUUUAUUAUAUUACAGUCCUAAGUGUUUUAUAUCCUGGUGUUAAGAAACAAACUUCCCUAGGAAUAUAGUAUUAUAUGCCAUAAAAUAUUAUACUUUAUUGCUCUCUUGUUUUGUGCAAUUUUGAAGAGAUGGCUUUCUAUUAAGUAUAACUAUGUAUAUAUAAUUGAGAGUCAUAUUUUCCACAACUAAAAUGUCCAUUAUUUUUUUCAAAGUUUUAUCAUUGCUAUUUAUUUUUAUUUUUGUUUUUGAACAUUUAGUACAUGUUUAUUUUGUAUGUAUGCUUAAUCACAUGUCUGUCAUAUAUAAUACUAAAUUUUUAUUGUAUGUUAACUUCAACAAAGAGCAAAUAAAUGAAGAUUGUGUUUAUUUGCUUGAUAAAGGAAAGUGUAUUUUUGGUAUGAAGCUGGUUUUCUGUCACAAUUGUAAUUACACAAAUUUUAAGCUAUGUUGUAAUAAAAUAAAAAUAUAUGAUGGCUAA